GCAACACGCCGGUUUUUUUAUAAACAUGUCGGAAAGUGGUUGUGCAUGAAUUUGUGAAAACAUUAAUUUAGCUUUAGAGAUUUGAGUUUCAUAAACCUCUGCUUAUUAAUUUUAAGUCAUACUUAUUUUGUGGUAGUGAGUGUAUAGUACAAAAAUGGACGUAAUGUGGUAGAAGUGUUGAAGCUUUGAUUAUAGUUCUAGGAAAGAGAAAAUUUGCAUCCUUUUAUUAUAACAAGUACGGAUCAACAACUAACACGGACUUUUGAAUAACAUCUUUCACAGGAGUAGUAUAUAUUCUGGACGUGUUUCUUUUUAAUACGUAUCGAAAUCCACCUAUUUCUUUGAAUUGGGUCAUUGGUGAGCUUAAAAAUUGUAAAUUAUCGGAUAACGCCAGCCCACAAGAUGGCCGACUGUUAUUCGUAAGAUAAUGUCCGGUGAAUCUGGUUCAUCAGGAAGUGGUACGGGACGAGGCAGAGGAAACGCAGUAGCAGAGAAGCCGGAUUCAAAGGAGAACAAACCGAACCCAAAAAUGUCGAAGGCACUGGGUACUUCAGCGAAGAGGAUUCAGAAAGAGUUGGCGGAAAUCACACUGGACCCACCGCCAAACUGUAGCGCUGGGCCAAAGGGAGACAACUUAUAUGAGUGGGUCUCCACCAUCUUAGGACCACCUGGUUCAGUGUAUGAAGGCGGUGUGUUCUUCCUAGAUAUACACUUCUCACCAGAAUAUCCCUUUAAACCACCUAAGGUGACAUUCCGAACUAGGAUAUACCACUGCAAUAUAAACAGCCAGGGUGUGAUAUGUUUGGACAUACUAAAGGACAACUGGUCGCCCGCGCUCACUAUAUCUAAAGUACUGCUCUCCAUUUGCUCAUUACUGACUGAUUGUAAUCCAGCGGACCCGCUGGUGGGCAGCAUUGCGACGCAGUACCUGCAGAACCGCGAGGAGCACGACCGCAUCGCGCGCCUUUGGACCAAGCGCUACGCGACAUGAUUGUGUUGCCUAGCAACCGUGUCUCCAUCCCCACGCAACGCUUGUACACACCUCCUGUAUGCUCUCGACAUAUCUGCUGCACACGGACGGAAUAUGGGUUAACCUUCUUUAGUAUUAUCCAUGUAAUAUUGUUAGUUAAGUCUGGAUUUUGUGAGCGAACAAAUUUUUAAGGUCUUUCUCAAAACUCUGUCAGAGCUUGGUUGUAGAACCCCUCUUCCGCCCGUGAAUUUAGCUGUGAUUAGAUUAUAAUUUGAUCGUCUUAGGGAUCGCUCGAGUCCGCUCAAUGCAUAUAUGUCGAGAUGCAUUAUUGUAAGGCUUUACGGUAUUUAGUUGCAAUUAAUGUGAAUAAACGCUUGGAUAUGUCCAUUUGUAUAAUUUAGGCGACUUUAAUAUCUAUUAUAUAAUUCUGUGUUAUGUAUUGAAUUGAGUCAAUAUUUGCCGCAAUACAGCGAUGAUCUCAAACGCAACUGCAAAUGAUAACUACUUAAUGAUAAAUAAUUAAUAUGUAUUGGUCUACACUAUCACUAGAUUUUCAGGGUUUAUUUAUGUGAUCAGUCUUAUGUAUGUGAUUUAAUGUUGAUUUAUAUGUGUGAUUGUAUUAAAUUUCAAAAUGAAGAAGGAUAUAAUAAUAUGAAGAUUCUUAUAGCACAAGAAUUUAUAAAUUGUGUAGUGGUGUUGUAUGUAAAUUCAAAAGGUUUCAAUUCCUUGUCCUUAGAAUAAAAAUUUUUUUUGGCUAUUUUUCAGUCAUAACUUUUUUUAAAUUUAAAGGUACAUGAUUACUUUUCUAAUCGGCUCAAUAUCUAGUCUGUAAUUAGAAAAGAAACUUGUGAACUUUUGACUAAUUUGAACAAAAUUUUGAUAGAUGUUUAGGAGAAUUCGCUAUUUCCUUUAGGCAUUAAAAGAGUGAUGAUGAAAUUAAAACUUUACAUUGUGUAAAAUACUAUUAGUUUGAUAUAUCUAAAUACUACUUUGGACAUAGUAUUUAAGGUCUCACGAAAUUAUUCAAUUCUACAUUAAUAAUUACAUUGUGGUCAUGACUAUUUAUUUUUUUAUAGAAAUCAAUAGUUAUAUUUUUGGUCAAAGUGAACAUAUCAUAUUUUUGUUUUGAAAAGAUAUAAAUGUUAAGCUGUUUCGCGGUAUUUACUAUUUAGUGCCAAAUCUGCGCAGAGGCACUCCACUUCAUAGAUCACUGAUCAUUUUCAUGAAUAUUCCGUUUAGUAUGUAAAACAGUUAUUAGUCGUAAGUUAUUUUAUUGUUUAGGUAAUGUAUAAUGUAUGUCUUAACCCUAGUUUUAAAGUAUAGUAACUAGCUAUGUAAUUUUUAGCCAAGCGUAUGUCGCGACUAUGUGAAUGUUGUGGUGAUAGCUAAAGGAAUCGAUAAACUUGUGAUCAUAUUACGAUGUGUGUUUGGUGCUGUGAGUUACAGAUCGCUUCGACAUACGAUACAUGUGAAUACUGAAUACCACACCCGUAUUCGUGACUGGUAUAAUAUUUUGUCAAUGUGAUUUUUUAAUUAUUUUAUAACUGUGACGUAAUGUGUUGCUUGCAAGACAACAGCUGUUAUCGACGCGACUGAUGUUCCUUGAAACUCGAUGUUCAUAAACUCUAAACUCUUAUAAUCAUCUUUUGUUAAAAUUUAUAUCAUGGUAUAAAAUAGGAAAAUAAAAAUGUGUGUAACUAGAACACUUAA
Messenger RNA from Colias croceus (clouded yellow), 2680 nucleotides. RefSeq names its product ubiquitin-conjugating enzyme E2-24 kDa (gene Ubc2). Gene Ontology annotation, biological process: protein polyubiquitination. Gene Ontology annotation, cellular component: nucleus. Lineage: Eukaryota; Metazoa; Arthropoda; Insecta; Lepidoptera; Pieridae. The transcript has 6 exons. The coding region runs from base 428 to 991 and encodes 187 amino acids. The record is from RefSeq and is a predicted model, not a curated record. Gene Ontology annotation, molecular function: ubiquitin conjugating enzyme activity.